This is a messenger RNA of Ruditapes philippinarum (Manila clam), 2816 nucleotides long. Its product is annotated as calpain-5-like. Lineage: Eukaryota; Metazoa; Mollusca; Bivalvia; Venerida; Veneridae. Gene Ontology annotation, cellular component: cytoplasm. Gene Ontology annotation, molecular function: calcium-dependent cysteine-type endopeptidase activity. The coding region runs from base 42 to 1925 and encodes 627 amino acids. The transcript has 12 exons. Gene Ontology annotation, biological process: proteolysis. The record is from RefSeq and is a predicted model, not a curated record.
GAAAACUAAAUAAGAAUGUAGGACAAGUUUAACACAUCAAAAUGCCGAGAAACUACAAGAACCAGAAAUAUUCCUCUAUAAAAAGCGCCUGUCUACAAGGAUUUCAACUUUUCGAGGAUCCGGAAUUUCCAGCCAACAGUAAAUCUCUGUUUUUUAGCAGGAUUGACAACGAAAUAGAAUGGAAACGACCAAAGGAACUUUGUAUGGCGCCAAAACUGGUUGUUGAUAGUGUGAAUACAGAUUUUCUCCACCAGGGGGAAUUAGGGAACCCGUGGUUUGUCACUGCGUGUGCUAGUCUUACAAAAGAGAGGACACUUUUCAACACAGUAGUACCAGAUCUCAAGAACCAGGAGUGGAAAUACAAUGCCGAGAAACCAUCCUAUGCUGGUAUAUUCAAAUUCCACUUAUGGAGGUAUGGGGAAUGGAUUGAGGUGGUCGUUGAUGACAGAUUACCGACCAAAUAUGGUAGACUUGUCUUCUGUCAUUCCACCACUAAGGCGGAAUUCUGGAGCGCAUUGCUGGAGAAAGCGUAUGCCAAGCUGUACGGUGAUUACGAGACUCUGGGAUAUAGCCGCACUGCUGAUGCUCUAGUGGACUUUACCGGCGGUGUUGCCGAGAAGCUCUUGCUGUCAAACUUCGCACAAAACGAUCCGAACUGUCAGCUUGACUUAUUUAACAAACUUAAAGAUGCGAUGGACGACAGAGCACUACUGAACUGUAAUUUCGAUUGUAGAAAAGAAGAAGUUGACAGAGCAUCGAAUCAGGGUCUACUUCGAGGUCACGGUUACAAUGUUACUAAAGUCAUAGCCAUUAACUUAGAGACUCAAACAGGCCAAGUACAAAUGUUUAUGAUCCGCCUUAGUAACCCAUGGGGCACUCAGAAAUGGUCCGGACCGUGGGCUGAAAAUUCAACGGAAUGGAAAUCGUUAAGCUUUGACGAAAGAUACAAAUUGGUUACCGAAAAUGAAGGAGAAUUUUGGAUGAGCCUAAAUGACGUCAUCAGCAAUUUUACCAGCCUUGAUAUAUUACACUUUGUGAACACCUCCAUAUUCUCUCCGAAGAAAACAUGGAACGAAAGCGUGUUCCAUGGAGAAUGGAACGCCGCGUCUGGAAGAAAUGGUGGCAGUGACUGGAAUUCAAGAACUUUCCUGAGUAAUCCGCAGUAUGUGUUUGACAUAACGGCAGUAAACGAUGAGAUAAUGGUAUCCCUGGAACAGCAUGAUAUCAACACAUUUAGAUUACAUCGUGGUAUUAAAUUCGAUGAGAUUGGAUUUCAAAUAAUGAAGGUGGAAGAAAACCGCAAAUACAGAAUUCAUAUCAAUGGAGACCGGAUGUUCAAAUCUGAUUAUGUAAGGUCACGGAGUGUGUUUGGGUCCGUCGAGUUAAAGAAGGGACGUUACGUGCUUUUCCCGACGACAAAAGACGCCGGGGAUAUCGGAAAGUUUAUGGUGCGACUCUAUACCCGAAGUUCGGCAUAUAGCAGGGAGCUAAUUGAAGAAUGUCCUAAGGCGACUUGUUUUGGUGGAACACCAUUACAGGUGUCUACAAUAACAGUAGAGGGUGCCACUGGUCUUGAAACCCCCGCAGGUUCAUCAGUCAAUACUAUAGAUGCCUACGUCAAGAUUCUAUGCGAGGGAGAGAAAGUUGUUUCAGACAAACAGGUGAAAAAAGAUAGUCCAAAGUGGAAUAUAAAAGCAACAUUUUACAGAAAACAACCAGACACCGAACCAAUCAUUGUUGAGGUUUGGAACAGUAACAUGUUAGUAGAUGACUUUAUGGGCGUAGCGAGAAUACUGGAACCUGGUAAUGAAGAAGGGGAAAUAAUCAAAUGUGAUUUAUUUGGAAGGAGGAACGAAAAAGACGCCAUUCAACCAGGGAACCUCCAUGUUUUCAUAAAGUCUAGUAACGAUCUGGCUUACUUGUAACUGAUUUUUCACAAUGAUUGAAAUGUGAACAAUUUGCUGGUUCUAACGUGCCACUAAUGAUAAUGAUAUUAUAUGAAUGAUGUAUAUAUCUUUAAAUCAUAAUAAUUUGAGUCUGUCAUUUAAGAGAAUUUUACAAUUGAAUUCUAACUAUUUGAUAGUCUGUAAAAUGUUUUACUUUUAAGUCUGCAUAUUAAAAUAUAUUUAUUUUGCACUGUGCACGUGGUUAGCUCAUUUUCUAACACAUUUACAAAUGUGUAGUUUUGAUACAAUGUUAAAUAAACUGUGGUAUAAUGCGUUAGCAAAUGAUAAUGUCGUAUAUUGCACUUUUACUAACAGGUUAAUUAAGUCAUGUGUAUUUUAUAAUUUAAAUUAAUAACAAACACAGCUUUAAGCAAGUACAAGUGUUUACUUCAUAAUUGGAACGUUACACAUAACAUAAUUUAUGUAUGUUAUCUAAAAAUAUGCAAAAAAUAUAGCUGCAUAUGCACAUUGGGUGGUUAAUAUGUCAAGAAAAAUUAAUACACAGCUUUAAAUAUAACUCCAAGUACGUACAUGUAUAUCAAUUAUGAUGAAAAGUAUAUUCACUAUGGUAACAUAAUUAUAAUAUAAAAACUUAACAGCAGUUAAACGAGCAGUUUGGAUUUAAGCAGUUAAAGUUACUGUUGUACAUUUAUUUAAAAUUAAAAUGUAAAAAGUUAGUUUUGCGUUUUUCCUUCCCGUACAGCACCAUAAUAAGAACAAAAACGUUUUUACGAUUUAUUUAUCAUUAUAAUUAUAUAUAAAUAGUAUGUUCAAAAAGCCUCUACUAACAUUGUUUUUAUUUCUAACCACAUUUAUUCAUUUUAACAUGAAAUGUGUAUAAUAAAGAAAAUUUGACUUGACUUGCAUAUA